AACCCGAGUCAGUCAGCGAGCAUGCAGUAUUGUGCAGGAGCAGCAGACUCCCCGCAGGGAUCCCCAGGGUUACACAGACUGCUGUUUAGAUGGCUUACAGAGAGCAGUAACUUGGUGAACGGUGCUUCAGACAGUCUGUGAUUAUUCUGUUACCAAGUGUCUCGGGGCACUUACUACGACACGAUGGAGCAAGAAUUUGAAGACAUUGAUUCGUCCGGGAAAUGGCAAAACCUUUACAAUGAGAUCCGCAUCCAAGCCAGCGAAUAUCCUUACAAAGUGGCAAAACUUCCAGUGAAUCGGAAUUUGAACCGCUACAGAGAUGUCAGCCCAUAUGAUCACAGUCGGGUAAAACUCGAAAACUCUGAAAAUGACUACAUCAAUGCAAGUUUAGUCAUGGUAGAAGAAGCCCAAAGAGCUUACAUCCUCUCUCAGGGGCCUUUGAGGAAUACCUGCGGUCAUUUCUGGCUGAUGAUUUGGGAGCAGUGCACCAAAGCUGUUAUAAUGCUCAACAGAGUCAUUGAAAAGGGAUCUGAAAAAUGUGCACAGUACUGGCCCACCACACAGGAGCUCCAGAUGUCUUUCACAGAUACAGGGUUUGUUGUCAGGUUACUUUCUGAGGAGGACCAAUCCUAUUACACAAUCCGAGUCCUAGAACUGCAAAACACAAUGACAGGAGAGUCGAGGGAGAUCUACCACUACCACUACACCACAUGGCCUGACUUUGGUGUCCCAGAAUCUCCCGCCUCCUUCCUCAACUUCCUCUUCAAAGUUCGGGAGUCCGGCUCGUUGGGCCCGGAGCACGGGCCCUCAGUUGUGCACUGCAGCGCUGGGAUUGGACGCUCUGGGACAUUCGCCUUGGUGGACACCUGCCUGGUCCUGUUGGACAGGAGGAAGAACCCAUCAUCAGUCGACAUACAGAAGGUGCUGCUGGACAUGAGGGAAUACCGCAUGGGCCUGAUCCAGACCCCGGACCAGCUCCGCUUCUCCUACAUGGCAGUCAUCGAGGGAGCCAAGCUCAUCCUGACAGACAACUCAACAGUACAGCAGAACACACAGAGACUGAUGUCUAAAGAAGACUCUGAGCCAGAUCUGCCCCCUCCACCACCUCCACCCAGACCUCACUGCAACGACAGCAGGCCCAAUGGUCAGCCAGGGCUCUGCCUGGAGCCACAAUUUGCCUCAGGAGACCAAAUCCUGGCAGGAGAGCCAGACAGCCAAGAUCACAACAUGGCAGAGAACUCUGGGCAUGUCAGAAAGCGACACCGUGAGGAGAGGAUUGCCAGCACCUCACAGAAGGUCCAGCAGAUGAAACAGAGACUGACCGACUCGGAGAGGAAACGAGAGAAGUGGCUGUACUGGAGACCCAUUCUGCUCAAUGUUGGUGCCGGGGCAGCUUUGGCUGUAGGCCUGCUUGUGUGCUGGAUGUACUCCCAGUGAGACACUCUGGGUCACUUAAAACUGACUCCUAUUUUGCACCAGUACCUGGGAUUAGGUACUUCUCUAAGUAGAUUUAGAUGGUAAUAUGUGCAUAACUGAGGGUAUUUAUUUCUUAAGGUCAAAAUGCAGGACCUCUAGAUCAAAUGAUUGUGUGUGUAUAUUUUUCAUGUAAGAUCUUAACAAAAAUAGUAACAUCUCAGGAUCUUGGUGCCAGCACGAUGAUUUAGUAUUCUUUCCUUCUUGUCACUGUUAAUGAAUGUACUGUAUCAUAGCAAAUUGCUUUGAAAGAAACUUACUAAAGGUGCAGUACAGCGCAAAGGAAAAUAUUCUGACAGGUUUGUUUUUGUCAAAUGUGUGUUGAUCAUCGGUGGACACAAUGAAACUUGUGUUGAUGGUCCAUCCCACCAUAGCUAUUUAGGAGGACUAGAGCCCAGAGGUUAGCUAUGAUGUUUUUCUGUUUGUUUUUUUUGUUUUUUUUUCUGCAAAGAUAUUUGCAUUUCAUGCAUGCAUUUAGAGGUUUUCUAAAGCACCACUUGUUCUUCCAUUCACAUUUAGCAGGGCAUCCAAAUACGGCCAGAUAUAUAUUUUUGUGUGACUGGACACUUGAUGGGGAGCUGCCUUGCUGAUGUUUCAAACUCUGCCAGAAUGUUAACCUUUUUAUUUUCUGUUGUAUGAGCACGUUUUUUUUUUUUUCAUAGGUUUUGCUUGUCACAUGGAUGAUACAAACUGUUGGGUCCCCCUCACUGCUUAGUUGCGUGUAUUUACCCACUGGAUGGGUUCAUGUGUGUAUUGUCAGGUUAUCCCACUGUUGUUUUUGAGGAAACCAAAGCAAAGCGGUCCGUUUUUUGUUUUGUUUUGUUUUUUUGAAAGUUGCAGCCCGUGAAGCUGUUCAAGUGAUGAAACCUUGUACUCCCUUUAUGUGGAAUGUAUUUUCUGUUAGAUCUCUGACAUAACUGACAUCCCUGUAUUACAAAGUGAUAGUCAUAGUAGUGUAGCGUGUGACUUCUUCAUUUAAGCCCAUGGUAUCACCUAAUUGGUUUUCACUUGACAGGGACCAAUCUAAAGCUAUAAUAGUGCAAUUUAAAAGUUGGAGCAGAGCACCUUGGAUUAAAGCCCAUGUAGGAGACUGAUAGCAUACCCAUCUUUACCUGUUUAUUUGCUGGUUGAGAUAGCUUUUAAUGUGCCUUGAAGUUAAUUAAAUGGAAAAACGUGUGCUCCAAGGUUUCCUAGCAUGAUCAAAGCAGAAAAUGGUUGAUGUGAGCUGUGUUUCCCACAUAACACGAGUAACAUGUUGGCACUGUACUGACUGUUUUGUAGUAACUGGGGGUGUGAUAGAGUAAAGUUUAGUUGAUCAUUUGCCGAAUGUCAUUAGCAUGCGCUGAAAUGAUGUGUUGCUGAUUGGCUAGUUAGCACUGUUGGACAUGACUUUUACUCAGCUGUCGUUUAACCCAGAAGAUAUAUUUGACCAUAACAUUCCAUUCAUGUUUGUUUUUCCACAUAAGAUUUCAGGGGAGUUUUGUACACUGCUGCAUGGCAGUGAGAAUAUGUCUGAUGGUGUUUUGAAAAAAAAAAGCGAACAAAACACAGAAAAUACUUACUAAAAUAAAACAUUCAUUGUUUGUUUUUUUUUGUUUUUUUUUUACCAAA
Acanthopagrus latus (yellowfin seabream) is the source of this 3084-nucleotide messenger RNA. RefSeq names its product protein tyrosine phosphatase non-receptor type 2a (gene ptpn2a). Bases 184 to 1437 code for a protein of 417 amino acids. Gene Ontology annotation, biological process: protein dephosphorylation. The transcript has 9 exons. NCBI's taxonomy places the organism in Eukaryota, Metazoa, Chordata, Actinopteri, Spariformes, Sparidae. The record is from RefSeq and is a predicted model, not a curated record. Gene Ontology annotation, molecular function: protein tyrosine phosphatase activity.